Trypanosoma grayi is the source of this 942-nucleotide messenger RNA. RefSeq lists its product as hypothetical. Gene Ontology annotation, biological process: intracellular protein transport. Lineage: Eukaryota; Euglenozoa; Kinetoplastea; Trypanosomatida; Trypanosomatidae. Gene Ontology annotation, cellular component: endosome. The record is from RefSeq and is a predicted model, not a curated record. Bases 1 to 942 code for a protein of 313 amino acids. The transcript has a single exon.
AUGGCGGGGGCGUGGACGGACAGUCCGGUCACUGUCUGUCUCGAUCGGGUCGGUGGGGCCUACGUCGCUGGGGAGACUGUCACUGGCUGUGUGGUGGUGAACUACACAACCGCCUCCGCCUUCGUCAGUAUUGAGUUGAGCGUUUUGGGAUCAUUGGUCCUUCAACACCCAAACACUGAUGACGCCGCGCGUUUCGCCGCACUCGGUGACGUGGAGCCGGUGGGACUGAUGAACCUGCGCAUUCCGCUCCACAGUCGCGGCGCGCUGCUCCCGGCUGGGCGAAUUGAGUUUCCAUUCACGUUUGAGAUUCACACGUCAACGCCGGGUGUGUCGCUCAUCGAGACAUACAGCGGCGUCUACAUCUCUUGCAGCUACACCAUCACAGUGACGGCGAGUGGAAUCGUAGGGAAAGUGACAAGUGAACCGCUCUCCUUUCCGGUGUCCGUGCCCGGGCAGGGCCAGCCGCCUCCCCACGCGCUGAAGGAUGACACUGGCGUACAGUUUGAGUUGAAUGAGGACAGUAUGGAGGUGCUGCAUGCCAGUGGCCGCGCACUUCCCAGUUUCCUGCUCGAAGGCUCCCUGGAGCGGUACUAUAAUGAUAUCGAUAUUCCCCUCUCUGGAUGGAUUGUGGUGCGACGGUGCAGCGCAAAGAUUGUUUCUAUCGAACUGCAGCUGCUGCGGGUAGAGCAGGCGGCGGUGCCGGGCGCCAGCGCACGUGGAGCGACGGAGGUGCAGAGCAUUCAAGUCGCAGACGGGGAUGUGCUGCGCAACCUCGAGAUUCCCAUUUACAUGUUUUUUCCGCGAUGGUACACAUGCCCUUCCAUCAAGACAGCUAACAUGCGUGUCGCGUUCGAUGUGAAUGUUAUACUCCUGCUGGAAGGGAAUCGGCAGCUCAGUAAAGUCGUGCCGAUACAUCUAUACCGUGCUAGUUUGCUGUCGUGA